UUAAAUAAUUACUAAUAGUCUUUGAAAGCAAACAUCUCGAGGUACGCGCAGGCGGCAUUUUAAGUAUAUUAAUAGCAAAAGAAAAAACAAAAUGUCCGGUAAAAAAAGCGACACCACAGACCUCAACUAUGACAUGAACUAUAAUUUGUUUUUGCUGAAGACUUCUAUGCAAAACCUCAAGUCGGCGCAAGACAGGCAUAGCGUAUCCCGGUGGCUUCACAAGCUGUUGGCCAGUAACAAGACAACGGCCGAGAUGAGGCUGCGCAACGAUUUUAUGUACCACUUGGUGACUGCCGUACAGGACGGAGAGCUGCGCCCACCGUUCAACCAGUAUCCGCCGUCGGCUCCGCUCAGCAGCCUCUCGUACUUGCUUACCGGUGGCGCGCCAGGAUCGGGCGGUAAAGACUCUAAAAAGGGUGGCGGCGCCUGGGAGUGCGACCUGUCUAGCGAGGAGACUGACAAGCCGAUGUUGUACAGACAGUCACCGGACGGUGGCGCUUUCUUGGCCGCGCAGCCCAUACCCAAAUGCGGCGCUUUCUGUUACCUGGCUGUGGUCAGCAAGCCACCCAAAAAGGAAGACGACCCAAAGUUGUAAUCGAAAUUUCCAGCGCACGUUUGUCUAACGAAAAUAUAUUCAACGACCGCUUCAAACGUUUUUGUAUUUAUAAUUUUUACCGACAACGGCGACAUGUCUGGGCGGCCGUCAGACAUUAAACUACAAUGUCUGUCCAUAGUGAUUUGAGGUUAAUAAAUUUAUCACGGCCGAUGGCUGAGGAUAUUCUUAUUUAGGCGAUCUAAAUACUCAAUCCCACAGUUUACAGUUGUAUACCGUUGAUCCAAAUCUAUUAGAUGUCUAAAUUAUAGAUGCGUAUAAAAAC
This is a messenger RNA of Adelges cooleyi (spruce gall adelgid), 878 nucleotides long. RefSeq lists its product as uncharacterized. Lineage: Eukaryota; Metazoa; Arthropoda; Insecta; Hemiptera; Adelgidae. The record is from RefSeq and is a predicted model, not a curated record. The coding region runs from base 92 to 595 and encodes 167 amino acids. The transcript has 2 exons.